AUGGCCACUACCGCAGCGAGCAUAGAAUGUGAUAAUUACUAUCAAAUUAGUGACGAUGACUUAGACGAUUGUGAAGAUUUACCCGAUGAUUGUUUGUUGGAAGAAGCCGAUAUAGGAAAUGCCACAACAUCCCAAUCUUCGCAAAAUAAUACACAUACCCGUGGACCCUAUGAACGAGCCUGGACAACAGACGCCACACGAGCAUUAAUUCACAUACGAGGUCCGAUGGAACAUCGUUUUACCGAAGGACGACAAAAACGUACCGCUCUAUGGUUGCACUGUACACGACAAUUGCAGAAAAUGGGGUUUCGUUAUAGUGCCGGUAAAGUCCAAAAGAAAUGGCACAACAUUCUGAUUACCUACAAUAAGAAUUUGAGUAAAAAAUUCACAUCCGGUUAUGUUCAUUGGGAGUUUUUCGAAGAAAUGUAUAAAUAUUUACAAGGUAAAAAGGCGGAUUUCAAUGAGAGCUCUUUUGGUAGCAAGAGACAUCAGCAACAACAACAACAACAGCAGCAACAAACUCUUCAAGCAAUUACCACAGGAGGUCCAACAACAUCCACUUUAAAUGUUGAGGGUACAACAAACAACUCAUUUUCAAAUGCCAAUUCUGAAACGGCAAUAAUACAGCCACACGUGGAACUAGAUUCGAAAUCAAAUGAUGAUUUCGAUGAAGAGGAUAGCAAUUCAUUGUCAGAUCUGAAGAAACCAAAAUUAGAAGUAAAAGACGAAUCAGACAGUCCCGAAAUGUAUCCCAUAGAAAUAAAUGAUACAAAUAAUUUAAUAAAUAAUAAAGUAGAUUAUCGCAGAGAGAAUAUGAUGCAAAAAUUUGUGGUAUCUGGCGGCGAUGAAAACGCCCGAAUGGAUACGCAAUCCUGGUGGCAGGAUUAUUUUGAUCGUAAACUACAAGUUGAACGUGAAAAAAUCGAAAUGCAAAAAGAAAUGCAUCGCGAACUGAUGCAAUUCAAUAAAAUGUCUCUACUGCAACAGGAAAAAAUCGAACGUAUAAAAAUUGAGGCCAUCAAUAAUCUAACAAGUACUCUGCAAAAAUUAGUUGAAGUUAAAUAUAAGAAGCUAUAAACUUGU
This is a messenger RNA of Musca vetustissima, 1083 nucleotides long. RefSeq lists its product as uncharacterized. The coding region runs from base 1 to 1077 and encodes 358 amino acids. The record is from RefSeq and is a predicted model, not a curated record. The transcript is spliced from 2 exons. Lineage: Eukaryota; Metazoa; Arthropoda; Insecta; Diptera; Muscidae.